AUGUCAAGAUGUCCCAAAGGCUGGUCCUCCGCCUCGCUGUGUGUGGGCAAGGCAAAUGGCUUUUCCAGGCAGUGCUGGGGAGAGUGGCACUCGCUGGACCAGAGAGCUGCUGCCCCGUCCCACUGCUGCCCCCCUGCCAGGACAGCUCAGCCAGCAGCUUCCCUUCUGCAACUUGGGAUUUCCUCCAGAAGAGCACCCGAGGCAGCUCCUGGCAAGGGAGGAUGGAGCCAAACGUGCAUCUCGGUGCCCUGCCACCCCGAAAAUGCCACCACCCAGCCCAACACCUCUUCUGAAAGCACCACUGACCUCUUGGUCACCUCUUUGCUCAGCUGCAUCCUGGCCACCAUGUGCACAGUUGGGGUGAUGCGAAACAUCUACACAUUGGUGGUCACUACCAUCCCGACGAGGUGCACCAGCUCCGUGUACGUGUACAGUGUCACCUGGGCCCUGGCCCGUCUCCUGCACUUACCCACCAUCCUCUGCGUGGUCUGCAUGUACUGCGUGUGGGACUGGUACUUUGGAGACUUGGGCUGCAGGAUCCUCUUCAGCCUCAACCUCCUCACUGUGCACACCAGCGUCUUCAUCCUCACCAUCACGAGCACCGAGUGUUACCUGGCCAUCACCAGGCCUCAGGACACCCUGCGCAGGUCGAGUGACCACCAGCGGGCAGUCACCUGCCUGGUGUGGCUGGUGGCCUUCCUCCUCACCCUCCCCACUGUGAUCCUCACUGACCUGCGCACCAGCCACUGCAACAGGGUGACAAUCACCAUCCUCUUCAACACCUGCAUCCUCACCCCAGACAUCAUCAUCUGCUGCUUGCACACCAGUCUGGCUAGGACCUACUGGAGGUGCCAGUGGGAUCUUGAUCUCAGCACCAAGGAAUCACGAUGUCCCCAGCAGAAGGUCCUGUAUAUGGUCUUCAACUGGGUGUGCUUCCUGCCCUUCUGGCUGUGGCAGCUCUUCUGCAUCUCUUGGUACAAGCAUGGAGACCGAGGUGGCACCACCUUCAUCUCUUCCUCAAGACCUGCCUGACCUACAGAAACCCUUAACCCCUUCCUCUACAUGCUGCUCUCCAAGAAUUAGAGCAAGUACCUGUGGAGCUGGCACCGGGCUGCUGUGAGGCUGCCUGACCCCAUGUGUCCUCUC
Athene cunicularia (burrowing owl) is the source of this 1146-nucleotide messenger RNA. Its product is annotated as urotensin-2 receptor-like. Gene Ontology annotation, biological process: regulation of blood pressure; neuropeptide signaling pathway; blood vessel diameter maintenance. Gene Ontology annotation, cellular component: membrane. Gene Ontology annotation, molecular function: urotensin II receptor activity. NCBI's taxonomy places the organism in Eukaryota, Metazoa, Chordata, Aves, Strigiformes, Strigidae. The record is from RefSeq and is a predicted model, not a curated record.